Molecule: messenger RNA, 5764 nt
Organism: Drosophila eugracilis
Lineage: Eukaryota; Metazoa; Arthropoda; Insecta; Diptera; Drosophilidae
Gene: Meltrin
Product: disintegrin and metalloproteinase domain-containing protein 12
Biological process (GO): membrane protein ectodomain proteolysis
Molecular function (GO): metalloendopeptidase activity
Source: RefSeq, a predicted model, not a curated record
GAAACGCGAUUCAAAACAAAAUCGGGCAGCGAACGGUAACGUCGCGGUCGCUCUGCUGUCUGCGCGUGUGUGUUUGUGCGGGUGUGUGUGAAGAUUGUGUCAAAGCAAAUUGAAUUAAGUUCCCGAAAAUAAAAUACAGCUAAACUGCCGCUGAUGAUAGUGCCCACUUUUGAAUAAAUAAAAUUAUGCUGAAUUUAAGAUUGUGAAUGGGCGAAAGUAGCGCCUGCAUAUUAGAAAAUACCAAUAGGAAGGCCAAAAGUUCUGCAAAGCACAGAAAAGCGAGUGAGAGCGGGGCGCAAAAAGAGAAAGAGAGGCCCAACAACAGAUAGCAAAACAGAACACCAAAGUCGUUCGCAUCUGAGAGUAAUUUCUGCCAGUGAAUGUUUUAGCUCUUGAUCAACGCGCGUUUUUUUUUUGUUUCUCCUCAAAAAUCCAGUUAUUUUCGAAUGGUGCCUGAGAGUUUUCAAAAACAUCCAUCCCGUUUUUAAUAAACCCCUCCGGCCUAAUAAAAUUAUCUCAAAAUUAAAAGAUGCAGCAGGAAGUGUGAUGUCACCACAUUGGCCCCGCGGCAACAACAAGUUAUACUAUCGCCAGCAAAACAGCAAAUAUCGCCCUACAUCCACAACAACAACAGCAUUAACAACAAAGUCAGCUAUAUUGCAACGAUCCGAAGAUGUUGCGCUUGCAUUUGUCUUUGCUACCGCUGCUGCUGCUCAACACAUGCUUUCAUCAACACAUUUUCCAGCCGGCGGAAGCGACGGCGUUCCAUCAGUCAGGAGAAAAGCCAAAAGCACACACCACCGCCGACCAUUUAACCGUCCUCGACGAGUUCUCAACUCACACUGUGAUACGACCGCAGGUGGAACAUGGACGCACUAAGCGCAGCCUGCCAACCACUCUGGAUGCCACCGACGGCCUUCACACGCCGCACAUUACAUUGAGUUACACCCACGAGGGUAAAAGGGUUACCAUUGACCUGCAGCGAAAUGAUCGCUUGCUGCCGGACACCCACUUCCUGCGAUACCAAAAUGCCAGCGGAGAAGCCACUCCUAGCCAUGUGGUUCGCAACUUCACCAAGACUGAGGUUGAUUUAUGCCACUAUCAGGGACACAUUCGUGGUCAACCGGACUCUGUGGUAGCUCUCUCCACCUGUGAUGGUGCUCUGGAUGGCAUCGUUUUCGAUGGCAAGCAAACGUACAUUAUCCAUCCCCAUGUCCACGGCAAGGGGCGACUGCAGGAUGACCACUAUCUGCUCAGGAUGGUAGAUAGACAUCCAACGAACGCCACCUGUGGCUAUGACAGCCAUAGGGACGACCACAGUCACGACCACGAAAAUAAUGGACUUGGCGGGGAGAUUCCUUCACUGCCAUUCCGCCUUGAUGGCGGCGAAUUCCAGAGAACUCUGCUCCGGAAGAGGCGUCAUUCGGACGAUAGCAAUCAAUUGAUCCGGGGCCCAUACAAUGCCAACAAAUACUCCAGCUACGUGGAGCUGGUCAUCGUCGUGGACAACAAGGUGUACAAGAACAUGCAGGAGAGCUCGAAGAAGGUGCACCAACUCUGCAAGAAUCUGGCCAACAUAAUCAAUGCGCUCUAUGUCCCAUUGAAUAUAUUUGUGGCCCUUGUGGGCGUUGUAAUCUGGAACGAAAACAACGAGAUGGAGUUUUCCAGCGACGGAGACGUGACGCUACGGAACUUUUUAAACUACCGUAGCACCAAACUAGUGCGAGAGCACCCCAACGAUAAUGCCCAGCUGCUGACCAAAGAGAUUUUCACUGGCGGCGUAGUGGGCAAAGCCCUAAAGGGACCCAUCUGCACGUAUGAGUUUUCCGGAGGAGUAAGCAUACAGCACAGUCCCAACACCGCAAUGGUGGCCACCACAAUGGCUCACGAGAUGGGUCACAAUUUUGGCAUGGAGCACGAUACACCAGAAUGUCAUUGUCGGGAUGAAAAAUGUGUGAUGGCUGCCUCGAGUACUUCGUUCAUUCCGGUUAGCUGGAGUAGCUGUAGCAUUGAUCAGCUAACGAUAGCCUUCUCGCGUGGCAUGAACUACUGUCUGAAGAAUAAGCCAGAAAAGCUAUUUGAAUCGCCAACCUGUGGCAAUGGUUUCGUUGAGCCUGGGGAACAGUGCGAUUGCGGAUUGCCGGAAUAUUGUGAGAAUAAUUGCUGUAAUGCCGAAACCUGCAUGAUGCACUCAAAUGCCUCCUGUGCCACCGGAGAAUGUUGUGAUCUGAGCACCUGUCGUCCCAAAUUAGCGGGCAGUGCAUGUCGAGAAGUUGAAAAUGAGUGUGAUUUACCGGAGUACUGUACUGGAGAGUCAGAAUACUGUCCGGCGGAUGUGUACCGACGUGAUACGGAGCCCUGUGACGGAGGUCAAGCCUUCUGUUUCCAUGGCACUUGUCGAUCCCACACGAAUCAGUGCCGAACUUUGUGGGGACCCACGGGUGAGAAUUCCGAGCACUGCUACAACAAGAACAUGGAGGGCACCAGGUUGGGAAACUGUGGCUUCAAUCGUCUGAAUAAGACUUUUCUACGUUGCGAUGAGGAGCAUGUCAAUUGUGGAAUGCUGCACUGCAUCCACUUAAACGAAAGACUCGAAUUCGGCAUGGAAUCGGCGGCUGUAUUGUCACAUUCCUACAUCAGUCACGAUCGUAAGAUUGUGGCCUGUCGCACUGCCUUGGUGGAUCUGGGUUUGCAAACCACAGAUCCAGGACUAACGCCCAAUGGAGCUAAAUGCGGUGCGGAUAAGAUGUGCGUGGACCAGCGAUGCCUGCCAGUGGCCACGGUUCGGCAGAAGGGCAUGGGAUCUCCAUGUCCGGACGAUUGCAAUGGCAAUGGCAUUUGCAAUAGUCGAGGCCACUGUCACUGCGAUGUCGGCUUUGGCGGCGAAUCUUGUUCGAAGGCGGGGUCUGGAGGUUCUCCCGACAGUGGACCAGCCACAGAUCCAAAUGGUUCUGUGGGUCUCAAGCGAUUCCUGUACGUGCUGUUCUUCAUCGUUUUUCCUGUUGUGGCCUGCUUCUGGUGGCUCUAUCAUUGCUACAAGAACGGAUGGUUUACCCGUGGAAAGCUGGCUGACAAUAUUUUGAAACCCUCUGGAGGAAGCAAGCCCAUCACCACGCGUACCAGUCAAAAUGGCAGUGGUCCACCAACAGGGAAUGGACUACUAAAAUCCACUCCUAGCAGUACGGAUGAUAUGGAUUCGGCUCUAUUGAAAUCCCCAAGUGAUUCCACACCCACAGCUGGAUUGUUUGGAAAAUUCGAUGGUUUCACUUUACGUCCGCUGAACGAUGCCACUUCGCCGGCAAGCAAUUACAGUGGACCGAAUGUGGCCUUUGUGCAGCCCACUGUGCAACAGGAUGGACCACAGAGAAUGGCACCACCACCGCCGGCUGUUAAGCCAGGAACUGCUCCCGUUCAUCCGCCAUCUCCGAAACCAGAAGCCACUUGGGUAAGGCCAGCGCCUGCCUUGCCUCCACCUAAUCCUGGUUCUACGGCUCGUCCUAUUAUUUCACCACCCAAAUUGGAUUCCAGUACAUUAACCAUGGUGCCGCUCAAAGGCAGCACGGAGGAUCUCUCGCCCACUCGAUCCGCUCCAGCUCCUCCAGUUCCCCUACACGCUGAUCCUAAGCUGAAUAUUAAAAGAGAUGGUACCAUACGCCGAUUCGCUUCGUUCCUGAAGAAAGAGGAGAAGCCACCGCUAAAAGAGAAGACCUACAUCGAUCGGGAGCGACUGCGAACGUUGGAAAUUUCUGCUCCCAUGCCUGUUCCCGCUGCGGCUCAAACGGAGUCCUCCAACUCCGAUUCGGAGACAACGCCCCGCGAAGAGGAGACUCAGAAUCUGGUAAAACGAGCCCAAUCCAUGCGAUCGCCAACGAAAAAGACUCCACUACAGAGCUUUGGAUCCAUGCGUUCACCUCCUGGACUGCCGCGUCCCAAAAGUGGUCAAGUGAACAGCAGUGGGACUUCGAGACCCAAGUCGCCGCCACCAAGGCCUCCGCCUGUGGUAGUCAAGAAAACCAACUCCACUAUUAGCUCUUCGGGAUAUCAGAGGCCAGUGGCCACAGCCCAGAGAUCAGUGGAGAAUACCUACGACGACUGUGAGUUUGUGGAGAAUGAAGUUCGAGCCUCCAACGAUGAUAUAUAUUCCGUGAUUGAUGAGAUUCCACCAGCGGCACAGACCCUCAAACGAAGCGAUUUGGUUGCCAACAGGGCGAGUAACGGCAGCGAUAUGGGAUUGCUGAAUGAAAUUGUCAAUGAGCUGGAAAAGAUCAACGGGGACUCCAUAUAUUCAGGGAAACCCGUUGCUACUGCAGCAGCAGCUCCACCUCCUGCAGAACCUCCAAAAAGUCCUCAGCGACCUGCUCCACCUAAGCCAGCGAGCAGUGUGCUGGAGGAAAAGGCAGCCAAUGCAUCUGCAAGCACAUAUCACCGCCCUCCCCCAGUAAAUGCGCCUGUGGCAAGGGUUAAACCUACGGUGGCGGAGAAGUCACAGCCCAGCAUGUCGAGCUUCAAACCGCCGGCGGGUACCGGCGGUCAGUCGCAGCCAGCGCCAGUUGUACAGCUGGCCAAGAGGAGCAGCAGCGGCAGCAUCACCGGAGGCACUAACUCCACCCGUCCCAAAUCCUUUAUGAAGAGCACAACGAAAACACUGCCCAAUGGAACGGCGGGAGCGUCGGUAACGGCGCCCUCGGCCACCAUCCAGAAGCCCAAACCGCUCUCGGCAAAGCCAUCGUUUAGCGGCGGAGGAGCGGGUGGAGUUCUGGGAAAGCGGACGAAUGGUGGUGCAGCGCCCACGCCUCCCACCGUAAAAGCAGCGGUGACGGUGUCGGCGGCGCCAAAGUCCAACAUUGCAUCGCUGACACAGCGAUUCGAGCCGAGCAAAUAGACUAAGGAAAACUAUGAUAAGUGGCAUGACCAUGGGCAUAGCAAAAAAUAUUUAAUGUAAAAAAAAUGUUAGAUCGAUUAUUAAGAACUGAUUAUUACACUUACCAAUUUUUAAUGAUUUAAUACUAAAUAUUUAAUACUUUGGAUAGUAUAGUUUAAUAAUUUUCUGAUUUAUGAUUUGUUUUAAGAUAACUGGAAAGCAAAUUCUUUUAAAUUCAAACUUUUAUGUCUUUGUGUGAAAAUUAGUAAACCUUUUAGCUUAUAUUCUCUGCCAUUUUGUGAUUCUUGGCUAUGCUCUUGGUCUGUCUAAAACCCCACCCAGCGUGGAAUUGACUUAAGUUUUAGUUAAGAUACGAUCAAAUUGUAUUUGGCACUGACUAUGACUACGACUACGUCGCCUUUGAUAUUCAUUCCUUUACCGAUGUCCCACUAGUUAGACGUAACGCGUUGCUUAACUCAUGUGCUAAGUAUGUAUCUCAAUGGUUAAAUGUUUAAGCGCUGCAUGUGAAGUUUUAUUUUAGCCCCUAACGUUUAGCUGCGUACUUGUAUCUGUAUCUAUACUCUACUUUACGGUAAUCCCUUGUAUUUAUGUAUAUGUUUAUACGCAAUAUGCUUUUGUAAAUAAAAACCAAAGAAGAAGUUAAAUUGUCACAAAAAAAAAAUAAGAAAAGAAAAACAACAAGCACCGCCUCGAAGUGAUCAAUUAAAAAGUGUUGUAUAGUUGGGGAUAUUAACAAAGUAAUUAAAGAUGUCGUUUCAGUAGCGAAAUCAAUUUAAAUUUUCUCAAUGUUGCAAAGAAUUAUGUUAUGCCCCAUAUGUAAGAAAGAUAUCAAAUGUGUAUAGAACCGAAGUUAUGUUAAAAUAUAUGUUUAACCAAAUUAAA